This is a messenger RNA of Monodelphis domestica (gray short-tailed opossum), 5123 nucleotides long. RefSeq names its product hyaluronan and proteoglycan link protein 1 (gene HAPLN1). Gene Ontology annotation, biological process: glial cell differentiation; central nervous system development; cell adhesion. NCBI's taxonomy places the organism in Eukaryota, Metazoa, Chordata, Mammalia, Didelphimorphia, Didelphidae. The record is from RefSeq and is a predicted model, not a curated record. Gene Ontology annotation, cellular component: perineuronal net; synapse. Gene Ontology annotation, molecular function: hyaluronic acid binding.
GUUCUACAGCAGCAGGUCCCAAGUAGCUUGCCCCAGGGAGCCUGGCACACACUUUACUGCUUUUGAGCUAAUUUCGCUGCAGACCCUCCCCUCCUUUCAAUAUCUUUAGCUUUGUUUUAAAUUGGAUGGAGUGAGAGAAGGAGGUGUGGUGUGGGUGGGGGCUCUUGGGUGUGUGGCUUUUGCUGCUUCUCCUGCUGCCUUUUCUGAAGCUAAGGGCAGGCAGGACAGGGGACCCUGCUCUGAACUGAGAAGAACCUCAUCUAAGAAGAGCUCUGUGCUUUCCCCCUCCCAUCCCCCGCCCUCCCUGAAGUUUGCAUGGAGUGCACGUUGGGCUAUAAUUAAGGGAUCUUGGAGGCGUACUUUGCUUAUGACGCGUUGCUUUUCUUUUGCCUUCGGUGAAAGUGGCUCCUUCUUCCCUGGAUCAGGACCUCUGCCAUUCAAAGGCACAAAGAGACAUUCUGGACAUACUCACACUCACUCACUCACACACACACACACACACACACACACACACACACACACACACAUUCACACACACAGUCUUAAGGUGAGCAAGAAGAACCCUGCCUUCACUUUACGUCCCGUUUUCAACUUCAGCAGAACUUGAGAGCAUCUCAACUUCUGGAGCUCAAGACAAGUGAAGAAGAUUCUUGUGGCUGUCAAGAUGAAGUGUCUCCUUUUUCUGGUGCUGAUUUCCCUCUCCUGGGCUGAUCAUCUUACUGACAACUACACUCUGGAGCAUGACAGAAUUAUCCACAUCCAAGCAGAAAAUGGCCCCCGUCUACUUGUGGAAGCAGAACAGGCAAAAGUCUUCUCACACAGGGGUGGCAAUGUCACACUGCCAUGUAAAUUUUACCGCGACCCCUCAACAAUUGGCUCAGGAACCCACAAAAUCCGAGUCAAGUGGACCAAGCUCACUUCAGAUUACCUCAAGGAAAUAGAUGUUUUUGUUUCCAUGGGAUACCACAAGAAAACAUAUGGCAGCUACCAGGGGAGAGUAUUUCUGAACAGAGGCAGUGAAAAUGAUGCCUCCCUUGUAAUCACAGAUAUCACCCUGGAGGAUUAUGGGAGAUACAAAUGUGAGGUGAUUGAAGGAUUAGAAGAUGAUACAGCGGUUGUAGCCUUGGAUCUACAAGGUGUGGUCUUCCCUUACUUUCCACGACUGGGACGCUACAAUCUCAAUUUCCAUGAGGCUCGACAAGCUUGCCUGGACCAAGAUUCUGUGAUUGCCUCUUUUGACCAGCUCUAUGAUGCUUGGAGGGCAGGGCUGGACUGGUGUAAUGCCGGCUGGCUCAGUGAUGGAUCUGUGCAGUAUCCCAUCACUAAACCUAGAGAACCCUGUGGAGGGAGAAACACAGUGCCUGGUGUCAGGAAUUAUGGAUUUUGGGAUAAGGAUAAAAGCAGAUACGAUGUCUUCUGUUUUACAUCCAACUUCAAUGGGCGCUUCUACUACUUAAUCCAUCCCACCAAGCUGACCUAUGAUGAAGCGGUGCAGGCUUGUCUCAAUGACGGUUCUCAGAUCGCGAAAGUGGGCCAGAUGUUUGCUGCCUGGAAACUCCUGGGCUAUGACCGAUGCGAUGCAGGCUGGCUGGCUGAUGGCAGCGUCCGUUACCCCAUCUCCCGGCCAAGGAGACGCUGCAGCCCCACCGAGGCAGCCGUGCGCUUCGCCGGCUUCCCAGAUAAAAAGCACAAGCUCUAUGGUGUCUACUGCUUCCGAGCAUACAACUGAGUGUACCCUCGAACGCCAUGCCACCAUUGUAAAGUCAUUCAGAACAUGUGAAAGAUUUCUUUUCAAUAUGAACUCAUGCAAUUUACCAAAACUGUGAUAACCCUUUUUUACUUACUGUAAAGAAAGUCAUUUUCAUAAAAAAUCCAAUACAUUAAUUUGUUUUUGUAAAACUAUCAUUCAAUAUAUAUUAUAAAUUAAUAUAAUUUUAAUGGAAGCUCUAUAUAAAGAAGCUUUAGAGCCAAACUGGUUAAGCUACAUCAUCCCAACCAAAUAUGCUUUCAGGAAUGGGGCAUGCCAUAGCUUGAGGAUCGCUAGGACUAACUCAAUUAAGGGAUUGUAAAGCUACUCAAAGCAGCAGCUUACACAAGCACAAAUUUUCCAACUUUGUACCAUUUUGAAAUGCACUAAAAGAAACCAAUGGGAUCUGCGGAUGCGUGGCCCAGUCAUCUUUUCAUACCUGAGCCACUUGGCUUGCAAAGCAAAACCAUGUCACAAGGGAACAAAUAGACACUUUUCUAAAAAUCAAUAUUUAGAAGACAAAUAGGCAAGUUGGCUUUUACUAUUUUAAAGCUCACCCAUAGAAAACAAGCCCAGCUGGUUCCCUUAAAUGAUUGUUUCUAUUAUAUGUUGAGGAGCAAAAGCUAAUCAAGGAAUGAGCCCUCUUUCCUUUGAACUCAAAUUAAGAAUGCCUAAGAAGAGUUCUAUUAUCUUUUGAGUAGUUUUACUGGAUUAUCUUUCUACUCUAAGGGCCAUUUGCAAAGAAUCAUUUGUUGUCCUAUCUACUCAGGGCAGUUCCAUAAAUGAACUGCUGGACAGAAAAGGGUAAAAACUGGGCAACUCAAUUUUACAUUAAUCUAGGAAAUGUUACAGUCUUUAAGAAAUAGCAAAAUGGAUUAACUAAACUCCCUUUUUUACCCUUGCUGGGGGGAAAUAUUUAAAAGUUGUAAAGGGAAAAUAACCCAACAGCUCUUGUACAGCCAAAAGAACUCAACUUGCCCAAGCUCCCCAGGAACUUUUUCAUCAUGGAGGUAACCAAAACUUCAAUCAGUAUAUACAUAUAUAUUAAGGUCCAAUUACAAACUCUCCACAUUUAAAAUAGGGUUAAUUAUGUCACUUCCCUUGGUUAAUCAACAUCAAGUUUAAUGAAAGGCUGAAGUUAAUCACACAAUUUCAAGAAAUCUUCAGGGUUUUAAAGGAGAUGUUAGCUCUGGGUUCAGAAAAAGAUGUUUAUACAGCCACAGUUUUGAUCAAAACAGAAACUAGAAUUCUGUCCCUUCUCCCUUUUACUUUAUUUUUUUUAAGCAUUGAAAAUCCAUAGGGACCAAUAUUUGUACUUAAGUUACUUUUCAGUUUCCCAUUGUUUCCAUAACUAGUACUGAUAAAUGGGAUUUAUUUAAUAGUGUGAUCCAAAUAUGCCACAGCUGGUAUGUUUUCAUGAAUGUUCCCAUGUAGAUUCUUUCCCAUGGCCAUGAGUAAAUAAACCUAUUUCCUGAACUGAUUGUGGUUGCAUUUUAAAGCUCUGUAAUAAUUCCAAUAAAUUUAUUCUAUGAAUGUAGAAUUUUGUGUCUGGGAGGUAUAGAACUACCAUUGGAGUCCAAGAAACCAUAAAUAAGUUCAUAUAUUAUCUAGAGAGACUACUGUAAAUAAAAGUAUAUCAUUUCCUUCAUCAAAAGUUAGAAUAUCUGGAAACCAUCAGAUGCUGUAAUAUUGAAAGAUGACAAUGUAUGCAUGCACAAUUUUUAAAAAUAGUCUAGGUAUACAACAUGUAAAAGAUAUAUUCAUCCAAAGAGGUUGUGAGUUCUAAUCCAAAUACUACUGGCUAAGUUGGGAAUCAGACUCACACUCCUAUGCUUAGAGAGACCUGAAUGCAAUAGGGUAAGACAAAUAUAUUAUUUAAAGAAAAGCAGGACCUACUGAUCUUUUUUUCCUGCCCUAUUAAAUGUCUCACAAAAGAGAAAAAUCUCUAGGAAAUUAAGGAAAUAAUCAUCUCUCUCAUUUUGAUUAAGGGGGUUAACUCAUUGGAAGGAGCCCUUCAUAAACAAUGAUUGCUUCUAUUACAAGCACUUUAUUAAGAAUGAAAGUGUGAAAGAAAUUUCUAAUGGAACAGGCACGUAGUUUUCUGCUAUUGUUGCAGAGCUCCAGUCUAUCUUUAUAAUGUUAAAGUUUAGUAACCUUUCAUAACUUUUGAAUAAACUUAUUAGUACAGGAAUUGGUGCUGAUCCAAACCUCUGAAAAGACUGUUAGCUAUUUAAAAUCUUUACCAAGUGUCCACACCAUUUUUCAUUCCUGUUUAAAAUGAAAACAAAAACAGAAUGAAUACUGCUGGGCAGCAUGUCCACCUUCAUGCCCUCUGGACUCUGAAUUCAGUAAUGAGAUCUUUCUAAAGUUCUUCACUUGCAAUUUUCUUAUUCUAUGCCCAUUCUUCAGGUUCUUUCCCUGACGUAACCCACUGAAGAGAGACCUGAAAGAGAAAGAUUAAUAUAGUAAAACUCUUAACAGAAAGUUGGUACAGUGUUGCCAAAAAUUGAAAUUGCUCCUUAAAGAAGGGUCCUGAGACUUGUAGGGUGGGAGGCGGGGGUUGAGGAAACCUUAUUUUGAUCAUUAUGUCCUGAUGGAACUCCUGUUGUUCCCACCAGGAACAAAGUAGAUGUACAGGUUUCAUUGUGCUUUUUACACUUGAACAACCCAAAUGAUGUUAUGAGAAAAAAAAAAUAGACCAUCACAUCAAAGGGUGGUAUAGGCGUCAACAUGUGUCACACACAUUAACACUGGAUACCACCUUUUAAUGACUGCUGCCAUCUUUUACCACAGUAAUUUUUAGUCAGAUAUGGAAUUUGUAAUUUAAAAUUUCUCUCAUAGAAAAGGGGCCGGUACCUGUUAGAGUUUUAUUUUAUCUGAUAUCGUAGUAGCAUAUUUUGUUGGGAAUUACACCCUGGCUCAAAGGAGACUCCAAUCUGGUUGCUGGCAGCCAUAUUGAGUUUCUUGAUUUCAGUGCUCCAGAGAAGAUAGUGGUCUCAUGGAGUAGUUGACCACUACAAGAGGGGAGAAGAAAGGGAAUUGCUUAUCCUAUUUCAGCAUGGAACACAGAGAUAAAUCAAUGAAUGAUAGACGCAUUUCUGUUGGGAAGUUUACUGUAUCAUAGCUCACUACUGCCAGAGUAGCAAUGGUGUACAACACAGGAAAUGGAAAAAAUGACAUCAUCAGAAAAGAACCAGAAACCACGAAAAUAUUUGAAUAAAUGAAAAUCUGCAUUGAAAGGCAUUUUCAUGUGCACUCCAGUAAAGAUUUCUGAGGUAAAAACCAAUCUGUAUUUUCAAAAAAAAAUGUUUUCAUUUUUCUGUAAGAGACAAUGAACUGGUAAAAGAAUAUUAAAAGUGAAUGUUGUAUUGCUGCA